Serpula lacrymans var. lacrymans S7.9 is the source of this 362-nucleotide messenger RNA. RefSeq lists its product as uncharacterized. The transcript has 2 exons. The record is from RefSeq and is a predicted model, not a curated record. NCBI's taxonomy places the organism in Eukaryota, Fungi, Basidiomycota, Agaricomycetes, Boletales, Serpulaceae. Bases 66 to 260 code for a protein of 64 amino acids.
AAAGUUCCCUUCACAUACUCUGUGAAACUCAACAUUAUCUGCAUACAAAAACAGCAUAUCAUACAAUGUCAGGUGUAGGAAGUGGAACUCAAUCGCCUCCUCUCGAAGCCACUGGAGAAGAAGUGCCAAUGGGCGUGUCAUCUAUCGAUCAGGAGGAACCGGUACAGCACGUCAAGGAUGCUGAUCAGAGAAAAGAUUACUUCGACAACUCUGUAAGUGAUAACUGCAAGGAUUGUGUAGCCUUAGGCAUCAGCCCCUAACAAGUGUAUCCAGGACAAAUCGGGACAACAAACCGCCUCAGAGAAAGAGAAAAAGAGUCGAGAAAGAAAGGAGAAGAAAUAAGCUAUAGGGAUUGCUAAUGU